This is a messenger RNA of Panicum hallii, 819 nucleotides long. Its product is annotated as protein FAM32A-like. The transcript has 5 exons. The record is from RefSeq and is a predicted model, not a curated record. Gene Ontology annotation, cellular component: nucleolus. Bases 275 to 688 code for a protein of 137 amino acids. NCBI's taxonomy places the organism in Eukaryota, Viridiplantae, Streptophyta, Magnoliopsida, Poales, Poaceae.
CGAGGUCGGGGGCGAGCGCGAGGAGCAGACGAGGCUCGUGCGCACACCGGCCGCACCAGCAGCCCACGCGGCGGAGUCCAGGUGCGGCCUGCCGACGGCGCAUGUGUGCUGGCUGGAGGCUUGCUUGGCUCGGUCGGCUCGUGAGCAUGAAGGUUUGCUCAAGCCCAGCACCUCCAGUUGCCAGACACAUCGAAGCGCGGAAGCAGGUCGUCCAGGCGUCGGCUCCCCGCUGCCCCCGCCGCCCCCGAGGGGAACAGCAGGGAACACCUGCGAGAUGUCGGAGUACCAAAAUGUCGUUGGGGGGAGGCUGAAGCUGAAGGGGAAAGCACUGGAUGUCAAGGAAGGCGGAGUCAAGAAAAAGAAGAAGAAGAAGCAGCAGCACCGUGAGGAGUCGUCUCAGAUUGAGCAUGAUGAACUUCAUGAAGGUGGAAGCUCUGAAUUGCCAACCGAUCCUAACAGUGAGCUGACUGAAGCUGACAAGAUGGGAGAGGAGGAAGGGAACCCACACCCUGACUACGACCACCUCACACCAGCCGAGCGACGCUACAUGGAACAGAAGCAGAAGAUUGACAUGCAGAAGCUGGCCAAAGUUGCCAACAAAUCGCACAGGGACCGGAUCCAGGACUUUAACCAGUACUUGGCAAACCUUAGCGAGCAUUACGACAUCCCAAAAGUUGGUCCUGGCUAACAUGGCGAGAGUGCCGUGGUUCACAGAAACAGUUGUAUGCUUGGCCUAUUAAGCCUUCUGUUUCAUGUUAUGCGUUAUCAGUGUGUUGUAAAACAAAUCGAUUGCCAUUGUGUAAACUAUUUUAUUUCAAA